Rubroshorea leprosula is the source of this 3001-nucleotide messenger RNA. The record is from the annotation of a GenBank genome assembly. NCBI's taxonomy places the organism in Eukaryota, Viridiplantae, Streptophyta, Magnoliopsida, Malvales, Dipterocarpaceae.
AAUGCUGUUGUUGUAAACCAGCAACUCUUGUUGAAAGCUGUCCUUUUGCUAAUCAACAAACUUCUGUGUUUCAGUUUCUCUCUACAUCAAUCAAUAUUAUCUCUGAAAAUGUCGGAUGCCCUUGUUUCCGCUAUCUUGCAGCAGCUAACAACAAUCAUUUAUGAAGAAGCAAAACAAGAGGUGAAACUGGUGACUGGUGUGGGGAAAGAAAUCAAGAGGCUCGAAAACAAUCUCGAGUCCAUCCAAGCUUUGCUUGAUGAUGCUGAGGAAAGGCAGAUGAAGGAGAAAAACAUCACGAUUUGGUUAGGAAGACUCAAAGAAGUAUGUUAUGACAUGGAGGACGUGUUGGAUGAGUGGAACACUGCGCUCUUGAAGUUGCAAGUAGGUGAAGCAGAUCAGAAAAACUUCUCUCUUUUCAAAGGAAAGGUAUGUCGUCCCUUCUUCUCAUGUUUUCGUUGUGGUCAAGUUGUUCAACGCCAUGACAUUGCUCUUAAAAUAAAGGACAUCAAUGAAAGAUUAGAUGAGAUUGCUAAGGGUAAAGAUAGGUAUCAAUUGACUGCAAGGGAUGUUAGACAGCCUAUAAGAGCAGAAAGUACAUCUUUUACUGAGGUGUCAAAGUUGCAAGGUCGAGAUGAGGUUAAGAAAAACUUAAUAGACAGUUUGUUGUGUGGUAACAGUGAUGAAAUAGAGAGUGAUGUGAAAAUGAUCUCGAUUGUAGGCAUGGGAGGGAUUGGGAAAACAGCUCUUGCUCAACUUGUAUAUAAUGAUGAGGCAGUUGUGGCCCAUUUUGAUAAGAAAAUAUGGGUUUGCGUCUCGGAAGUCUUUGAUCGGAGCAGAAUUGCGAAAGCAAUUAUUAUGGGUCUUGCAGAGCCUGAUCAUGCUUCAGCUCGAAAUCUUGAUUCGCUUACAUUGCAAAUUCUUCUGGAAAGAAUUCGCGAAAAUAUUAAGGGGAAGAAGGUUCUUCUUGUUCUGGAUGAUGUGUGGACCGAUGACAGUGAAUCUUGGGAAUCAUUUAAUCAAGCUUUCAAACCUGCUGCACCUGGAAGUAGGGUUUUGGUGACUACACGAAAGGAUACAGUUGUGAAGACCAUGAAAUCCUCCCCUGAUGUCUUUCCUCUAGAGCAAUUGAGUGAAGAUGUAUGUUGGAAAAUACUUUGCCAGGAAGCGUUUGUGGGAAGGGGUGAUGAGCAAUGUAAAAAUUUAGAGGGCAUCGGAAAAAAUAUUGCAAAAAAAUGUAGUGGAUUGCCAUUGGCUGCAAAAACUCUCGGAAGCAUGCUGCGUUCCAAGAAAACAAGAGAAGAGUGGACAAAUAUCUUGAACAGUGAGAUGUGGGAAUUAGAUUUGGAAGCUGUUUUUGCUCCUCUGUUGUUGAGUUAUUUUGAUUUACCCUCGGCUGUAAGACGGUGCUUUUUGUAUUGCUCUACCUUUCGUAAAGGUGUUGAGAUCGAAAGAGAUGACCUGAUUUAUCAGUGGAUGGCACAAGGUUAUUUAAAUUCUAGUCAGAAUCGUGGGUUGGAAAUUACUGGGGUUGAGUACUUUGAGUGCUUGGCGGCACGGUCUUUCUUUCAAGAUCUUGAAACACAUGAAGAUGGUAGCAUAAGGGCAUGUAAGAUUCAUGACAUAGUACUUGACUUUGCUCGUUUCCUUAUGGGAAAUGAAUUUGUGGUGAAAGAGGUUCAUCCUCAUGACGAAAAUAGUGGAAUAGAGCUUUUUCCAGAGAAAACUCACCAUCUGUUGUUAGUACUGGCGGAAAAUGCAUGCUUUCCUACUCCACUUGUUGGUGCAGAAAAAUUGCGGAGCUUAUCCAUCUUCAAGAGUGAUUAUUCAGAAGAAGAUGAAACCAGUAAUGAUCAUUCAGAAGAAGAUGAAACCGGUAAUGAUCAUUCAGAAGAAGAUGAAACCGGUAAUGAUCAUUCAAAAGAAGAUGAAACCCGUAAUGAUCAUGCAGAAGAAGAUGAAAUCGGUAACUUACUUAUUCAAUUAAAACAUCUGCGUUCAUUGAUUUUCUGUGGUGGUAAUAUUAAUGGAUUUCCUGAAGAAGUAGGAAAAUUGAUGCAUCUGAAACUGCUUGAUUUGUCUGAUAGUAAGUUAAAAAGAUUGCCUGAAGCAAUAUGCGGAUUACUUAAUUUGCAAUCCUUGUUUCUACGAUGUUGUUAUUCUCUGGAGGCCUUGCCGGAUAAGAUAGAGAAAUUGGUCAACUUAAGGCAUCUUGACACAUGUGGUUCCGGUUGUUCAACUUAUUAUCCCAAGGGAAUUGGGAGAUUAACUUCUCUUAGAACGUUGCUGGGGAUUGUGGUUAGCUGUGAUCACAAUGAUGAUAAAAAAUUCAGCUUGGGAGAUUUGGAGAACUUGUGCCAACUUCGUUCUCUAGCAUUGGUAGUUCGAGCUCCUCAGAUUGAUGCUAAUGAAGCCAGACGUGCGAAGUUGCGAAGUAAGAUACAUCUCAAGCAUAUAGAGUUAGCAGGUCCAUGGUCCUCCGACGAAACGAAAACAGAUAAUGUUAGCAAAGUCUUGAACGCACCUUCGCAAACAAACGUGAUAACUGAUUGGGAGCGUCCGGAAUUUUUUCGUCAUGUCGGGGCACAUGCUCUAGCAAUCCGUGAAGCAUAUCUCUUUAGGAUAGGCAGAGACCAGAGAGGGAGGUUCUUCUGGUGAUGAGGGAGGCACUUCUGUCGGUGAAGCCGUCUAAAAUAUUGUGUGUUUUUUCCUUUUUUUCCUUCCUAAACAAAGAAGAAGUCUUGUGUGUUCUACGACUGCUGGUCAAAUUAUCCUCAUUGUAUGUAUUUUCCAUGUCUCUUUGGUGGAUUAGUGAACAAUUCAAAACGUAUAAUCUUGUCAUUGAUACUUUAUGAUCAAAUUCUUCUAAUUUCUUCCUUUGAAAAACCUGUUGUUGAUAAAUAAAACAUAUAUGACAAACAUGUUCUGCUUUUGUUUCCAUCACUGUACAAAUGCGUUUCUACUUUCUACAAUUUAGAAAGUCCUAUAAAAAUCUUCAGGCUUA